GGCCGUUUAGUCGGUGCUUAGACGCCGAGGCUGUUACAUCGGGCAUUGGACAAAUUACAAAGCAGGGGGAGGGGGGGAUAGUGUAAUCCACCUCCAUCCUCCGACUAGGACUCCCUUCCGCCCCCGGAAGCUCGUAUCCGGAGAGAGCGGACCGAGCCCGAUCCGACGAGGCUCAAGGUGCUCAGAGGAGAGUCUCAUAACCUGAGCCAGCCAGAGGGAACAUAAAGAAAAGACCCUUAAGAGGCACGUUUCGCGGGGAGCCAGGAGGAACCAUCAUACUCAAUGACCUUACAGCGCAAUGUCAGAUCGUUUGGGGCAAACAGCAAAGGGGAAGGAUGGAAAAAAGUAUUCAUCGCUCAACCUGUUUGAUACAUACAAGGGCAAGUCCUUAGAGAUCCAGAAACCCACAGUCACUCCCCGCCAUGGCUUGCAGAGUCUCGGUAAGGUUGCCAUUGCCCGGCGCAUGCCACCCCCUGCGAACCUGCCAAGCUUAAAAGCGGAGAACAAAGGCAAUGACCCCAACGUCUCACUAGUGCCGAAAGACGGGACAGGAUGGGCAAGCAAGCAGGAACAGCCAGACCCAAAGAGUACCGAUGCCUCGACAGCUCAGCCGCCGGAAUCGCAGUCACCGCCGGCUUCACAGACAUCUGCCUCAAACCAACCGAAACGACCCCAAACAACCCCCGAGAAUCCCCCUACAGUACCAAGCGGGGUAAAGUCCUGGGCACAGGCCAGCGUUACCCAUGGAGCACAAGGAGAUGGUGGAAAGGGAUCAAGCCUACUGUCGCGAUUCUCUCGCGAGGAAUUUCCGACCCUGCAGGCGGCUGGCGACCAGGACAAAGCUGGCAAAGAAAAGGACACUACCGAUGCGUCGUAUGGGCCCGGACCAAACCUCCGCCCCCAGAACGCAACCAGUUGGCGGGAUGGAGGCGGGCGGGGCACUGACGGGGAGCUGGUGCCUGAGGAUGGACGGGCUGGGGUCGGCAUGCAGCCCAAUGUCCCGCCUCAGUUUCCUCCAUACCGGGGGAUGAUGCCGCCAUUUAUGUAUCCCCCAUACCUCCCCUUCCCACCUCCAUAUGGGCCACAGGGACCGUACCGUUAUCCCACAGCAGAGGCACAGAGGUUUCAGCGGCUCCCAGGACCCCGCCCCUCACAACCUCCAGUGCGCGUGACAGAGACUGUGAGCCGGCCACCUGUCCUCAAGCAGGAUGACCUAAAAGAAUUUGAUGAGUUGGACCAGGAGAAUGAUGAAGGCUGGGCAGGAGCCCAUGAAGAAGUAGACUACACUGAGAAACUAAAAUUCAGUGAUGAAGAAGAUGGGAAAGACUCUGAUGAAGAAACCACUGAGAACCGCAAUGAUGAGGCUUCUGGCCCUGAAAGCCAGUCAUCAGGCACAGAUACGAAGAAGGCUGGAACUCCAAAAGAGGAUCAUCCUCUAGUGAAAACAGCCUGGGCUGAAAACUCAUAUCCUCCAGAGGGUGCCAAAGAGCUGCCAGCAACAUCUGCACCUGCAGUCCGGCCGCCGCCACCGCCGCCACCUCCACCCAACCGGGGCAACUGGGGACAGCCCAAUGAUUUCCCGGAUCGGCCAAUGCGACCGCUUCCCCCAGAGGAUGAGGAUGAAGCUUGGCGUCAACGCCGAAAGCAGUCCUCCUCAGAGAUCUCUGCUGCAGUGGAGCGUGCUCGGCGUCGGCGGGAAGAAGAGGAGCGGCGCAUGCAGGAGGAGCGCCGAGCUGCCUGUGCAGAGAAACUCAAGCGGCUGGAUGAGAAGUUUGGUGCUCCAGACAAGCGACUGAAGCCAGAACCUCCCAAGGAGCCACCUGCUCCUCCUCCAGCUCCCACUCCAGUGCCCUCCACCCCCCCUGCUCCUCCACCACCCCCAGAGGAAAAGAGAGAGAAAGAGGACCCUGUUCCACCAACCAAAAGUCGAAAUAGCGUUAGCGGCAGCAGUGGAAGCAGCUUGGACUCAGCCAGUCCCGUUGAGCCACCCCUGCCUCCUCCACCCAAGGAAGUACCUGAAGCGAGGGAAGAGCCACCGGCUGUGCUUGGGCCUGCUGUUCCGGCCGCUCCCAUCCCUGCCAAGGUGGAGCCCAAAGGGGAGAUGGUUCUCCAGGCACGCCAGCCACCUCCAGCACAGACGCUCGGCUACUCCAAGUACCAGAAGUCCUUGCCUCCGCGGUUCCAGCGGCAGCAGCAGGAGCAGUUGCUAAAGCAGCAGCAGCAGUGGCAGCAGCAGCACAGCCAGGUCCAGCCCCCUCUGGCCGCCUCUUCAGCCCAGCAGCAAACAGCAGGUGCUCCUCUGGCCACUCUGGGCCCCUCGAGCACCGUCCACGCUCAGCCUGGGCCACCAGGGCAGCCGCAGGCGCAGCCGCCGCCCCCAGCCCCCCCUCCAGCACAGCAGGCACCACCCAAAGGCAUGUACCCAGGCGCCAUCGGGCGACCUCCACCAAUGCCGCAGAUGAACUUUGACCCUCGCUGGAUGAUGAUCCCGCCUUACAUGGACCCCCGCAUGAUGCAAGGGCGGCCCCCCAUGGAUUUCUACCCACCAGGGGUCCAUCCCUCUGGUCUUCUGUCCCGUGAGCGAUCGGACAGUGGGGGCUCCAGCUCAGAGCAGUUUGACCGUCACCCUCCCAUCCUUCGAGAGCGGGGCACCCCACCCGUUGAUCCCAAGCUGGCCUGGGCUGGAGAUGUCUUUGCCAACACCCCCGCUAGUGCGGAUGGGCGGCCUCAAGCAGCAUCCCUCCGCCAGGAGGAGGAGGAGAAAGGCUUAAGGAGUGAGACGCCCCCUGUUCGCCUGCGUGAGGCAAUCACCCCACAGCCCUACAUGGGGAACUACCAGGGUUUCUCAGAAAAUGGCAACCCUGCUCCACUGCACCGUUUCCCGGUGGAUGAGGCACCGCGGCCAGGCGCCCCCUGGCAAGCCGGCGUGGCUCUGGCAGCACCAGCGGAGGUGAACAGGAAUGGGCGCCCCGAGCCCCUAAUCCAGCCGUCUCGCAAAAGCGAGGAGGAGCCCCAGCUGCUGCAUCGAGAUCCCCCUGAAGAGCUCAAAUCAGCUGAGCCUCUGGGUAUUCGGUCCGUGGUGGCUAAGAAAGCUCCCCCAGAGCAGCCUAAGGAGGAGCCUCCGGUCAAAGAGGAGGCUCUGCGACGGGUGGAGAAGCCUCCACGGCAGCAGCAUGAGUUCCACAAGCAGCCCCGGCGGGAGUCCAGGACAGAGACACGCUGGGGUCCCCGUCCGGGCAGCAGCAGCAGCCGGAGAACCGAGGAUAUUCCUGGGGACAAGGCCCCUCGCCGAGCUGGGCCUAUCAAGAAGCCACCCCCUGCCAAGGAGGUAAAAGAGGACAGUGAGGAAAUACGUCCCACUGGGAAGGCCAAGGAGGGUGGGGAGCCUGUGAGUAGCAAGCCAGAACCCCCAAAGGAGCCUCCUAAGCCUGGCAAGGAGAAUAAGGCCAAGCCGGUGGUAAACGGCGGACCUGUCAUGCCACCCAGGGAGCAGCAGGGCCCGCUCUCACCCAGUCGGCGGCGCCGAGAGGGCCCCUACGAGCGUGGGGGCUACACUGGCCGUGGCCGGGCCCGGGGCCGCGGAGAGUACUUUGCCCGGGGACGGGGCUUCCGUGGUGCCUACAGUGGCCGUGGCCGAGGCGGCCGAGGCAGGAGUCGGGAGUUCCGCAGCUACCGUGAGCCUUUCUACCGGCUGGACGAUGGGACUGGAAAAGCUGCUGGGCCAGGCUCCAGCUUCCGACCGCGCAACACCAGCGAAACACGUAGUGAAGGCUCAGAGUACGAAGAAAUCCCAAAAAGGCGCCGGCAGCGAGGUUCAGAAACAGGAAGUGAAACCCACGAGAGUGCCAGCGAUGUGGCCCAUUCAGACAAGGAGGUGACCAAAGAACCCACCCCCAGCCAGCGCAGCCGGGGUGGCCCAGUGACGGCGCCAUCUGGUCCUUCUUGCCACCAGCCUGGCUUGCCUCGCCUUGCUGACAAAAUGCCCCCGCGCCUCUCAGAUCCUGGCACCCGUGGCGGACGUGUCUUCACACCGCGUGGUGUCCCUUCACGCCGGGGCCGAGGAGGCAGCCGUGCACCACCGGGGGGAUGGAGCCCCCCGUCCAAGCCCCAACCAAACAGGAAACCUGAGAAGCAACAAGAGGCAGUUCUGGAGUCUUCUGGGAAAGAGAAGGUCGCCACAGGACCUCCAGCCGUGACCUUGGAAGAUCCCAGUGGCUUCCAAGCCCCUCCCAAACAGCAGACACUUGGCCCCGGCUCAGAGCGUGCCUUUGACCGGCCACCCCGGCGGCGGCGCCAUGGACGUUCUCAGCAGCAGGACAAGCCGCCCCGAUUCCGGAGGCUGAAGCAGGAGCGCGAGAAUGCAGCCCGGCUCAACGGUGAGCAGCGGGCAGGUCAGCCCUUCUCCCCAGCACCGACAGCCCCUCUCCCGGAGGAGUCAGCUGCCCGGCGUGUGGCAGGCACCAAGUCUCCAGACUUGUCCAACCAGAACUCAGACCAGGCAAAUGAGGAGUGGGAGACUGCUUCAGAAAGCAGCGACUUCACUGAGCGCCGGGGGGGUGGCGAGAAGGAGCCAGCGCCCGGGGGGCCUCCCCCCACCGCCUUCCUGAAAGGCGGAUGUUCUGGCACACCCUCUGUGGGGGGGCGGCCCUCCAGCAACGAGCUCAGCUUGGCCCAGCGGAAAGAGAUGUCCAAGCGCAGCUUCUCCAGCCAGCGGCCUGGCAUGGACCGACAGAACCGGCGAUCCAACCCUGGGCCAGGGGGUGGAGGCAAAACCGGCCGCGGAGGGAGUGGCAGUGGGCGCAGCGGAGGCGACAAGAGGAGCUGGCCCUCACCCAAGAACCGCAGCCGGACCACAGAUGAUCAUUCACCAGGCUUGAGCCUGCCUCCGGCCCCCACCACCAGCACGGUGUAUCGUUUGGACCGUGUCAUCCACAGUGACCCAGCUGGCAUCCAGCAAGCCCUGGCUGAACUGGGCAGCCGUCACACCAAACCAGCCUCCCCUGGGCCAGCCCAGCCACCCUUCCUGGGGCCUGCAGCCAGCAGCCCCACUGCCCUUCCACUGGGACGCUUCGAGAAUAGAAGCAGCAGCAGCACAGACUCCUGCUUCCUGGAGAAGAACCAGCUACUCCACUCCAACAGCAGCGCCCCUCUGAAGGAGCCUGGGGCCAUGGGCAGCUUUGCUGCAAAGCGCCGGGAGCGGCCACGCAAGCAGGACCUCCUACAGCAGGAACCUCUAGCCUUCCCCAGUGGCCCAGGCUUCUCAGCCCCCAAAGAGGAGACCCCAGGGGAGCCUCGCAGCAGGAGUGUCCCAGUCACUGAGGGGCUAGCCCCACAGAUCUGGAACCAGCUGAAUUCUAACGCCUCUCGAAAGAGCUUCCGCCCUGCCUCUGUGGAGCCCUGGAUUGACCCACUCAACGCCUUCGAGGAAGUUGCCAGCACAGAGAUGAGCCUGUCUGACAGCGGCGUAGACCUCAGCAGCGACUCGCAGGUCUCCUCGGCCACAUGCAGCCAGCGCAGCUCUCCCGACGGGGGUCUAAAGGCCACGCCGGAUGCCGGCACCAAGCGCAGCGGCACCAUUGGCAAAGGCGGUGAGGACACGGCAGCCACUGGACCUGAAGGGGCGGAGCCGAAAGAACAGAAGCGGCGGCCACCCCCAGCCAGGGAUGGCAAGCCACUCAAGGACAAAAAAGUGAGCAGCUCCCCUGAGCCUUCCCCCCGAGACCACCCUCCACCGGGUGCGAUUGGCACAGAGCGUUCCCAACGAGCAGAGAAGGCAAAAGACAGCACCGAGGGGCUGGGGGCGACGAAGAAUGAGCCAGGCCCCCCACGCGAGGGCCCGGGGGCCUGCCCACCCAUCCAGUUUGGAGCCAGCGAGAAGGAUGCUGACCUUCGCUUUGUGGUGAAUGAAGGUCCAAAAGAGGACAAGGAGGAGCUGCACCAAGCACUUGCUGAAGGGCUGGCCUCUGCGCCCAGGGAGUGGGAGCUGCUCCCCCCUGCCCCUGCCAGCAGCAGAGCUUCCCCCGAGGUGCCUCCUGGUCGGUCCUGUGAGCCCAGACCUUUCCCUGCGGCCCCUGCUGCUGCUGCUGCUGCAGUCACCUCCUGCAUCCACAGCCUUCCAGCAGACACAUCUGUGUUCUCAGGUGAGAGGGGCCAGGGCCAGCGCCUGUACCCAGAGCUGUUUUAUGGGAACCAGGUCCCCACUGCCCAGCUCGAAUCUCAGCUUCACAGCGCGAGUGGGGGGAGUGGCUACCGGCCCAGCACCCCCUCUCUGCACACGUACAGGUCCCAGCCGCUGUACCUGCAGCCCAGCCCGGCCCCCGCCUCUCCAGCCCAGACGGCAUCAGGGGCAGUGCUGCCCAGCUCAGCCUUGCUCUCAGGGGUGGCCCUGAAGGGGCAGUACGUGGAGAUAUCAGCCCUGCAGGCGGCUGAGCUUCCCAAGCUCCCAGCAACAGGCUUGCUGUACCAGGCGCCCCCUCCUUCCUUCAUCUACAGCUCUGCCUUCUGCAGCAGCCAACUGGCUCCCGAGCAAGCCCUGCUUCAGGUGCGCCAAGAACUUGCCUCCCCCUCUGAGUUCUACCCAGCCACCCUGGGCCAAGGGGGCCAGAACAACUUCCUGACUGCCACCGGCCCUGCCCAGCAGGUGCUUUUGCCGGUGGUGGAGCCGCCCCAGCUGCCACCCGUGGUGAACUUCGGCUCCUUGCAGCAAGCACCCCCUACUGCCCCUGCACCGCCGCCGCCACCUCCCCCGAUGCCCCUGGUGCCCGUAGCCACCCAGGCCCUGCGGCCACCGGGACAGCUGGCCGGGCGCCUUGUGGCUCCAGCUGUGCGAGCCUUCCCUCAUGGCGGAGCAGGCCGUAGCGAGCUCCAUACUCUAGAAAUGAAGCCACUACAAGAUUACCGAAAACUCAGUGGUCUGGGGUCUGCAGGGUCUCGACCCCCUUCUGGGGGCAGGCCUUUCGCUGGAGGCUUCAAUGCCAGGCUGAAAUCCCCCGGGUCUGGCUAUGGUGGCAUCUUCCGUGCCCAACGCUUUGAGGUCUACCAGCAGUCAGACGUCCUUCGCUGGAACCCGCCCCGCCCCUGGGAGCGAGCAGCUCAGCCACGUGAUGGAGCUCCAGCCCGCCGCCUCGAGGCAGAGGCCCGCUCCCACACUGACAAACAAGACCCCAGGCUCUCCGGCCACCACUAGCCCAGGACGCGCAUCCCUCCACUCUUGAUUCUGUUAGCCCUCCUCCCCAGAAUUGUGGGAGGGGUCUGGAAGGGGCUCAUUCUUCUUUCCCCUUGGUAUAUCCUGAAUAUGGGGUGUCUUCUCAGCUCCUUUUCUGUUUGUGGGGGGUGACACUGGAAUUUGCCCCCUCAGUUAGGGGUGUUAGACACUUAGUGAGGUGCUCAGAGUGUAAUUUGGGGGGGCAAGGAUCAGGAUUUUGGGAGGCUCCCAGCUGAAUGUAUUUUUGCUUAUUUCCUUUGGGUUUCACCUGAGUUUAUUUUUCUGGCAGGGGCUGUGUUGCCCUGCCUAUCUGAGGGGGGAGCAGCUCUAAGGUGUGGAGUGUAAAUAUAUAUAAAUAUGAAUUUGUGCGGUCUCACCUCUUCCCUCUUCUAUUUAUGGGGGUGGGGGGAGGUGACCCUGGGAGCCCGCCUCCUCUCCUGUCUAUUUGCUCCCCUAAGUUUGAAAUAGGAAGAGCUGAGUUUUUAAAAAGGUGGUCGAGCUGGUUUGUUUAAUAAAUAAAAACCAAAAAAAUUGUUUAAAAAAACCAAUAAAAUCAAAAGUCAAA
Varanus komodoensis (Komodo dragon) is the source of this 7769-nucleotide messenger RNA. RefSeq names its product proline rich coiled-coil 2A (gene PRRC2A). Bases 299 to 7186 code for a protein of 2295 amino acids. The transcript has 33 exons. The record is from RefSeq and is a predicted model, not a curated record. Lineage: Eukaryota; Metazoa; Chordata; Lepidosauria; Squamata; Varanidae. Gene Ontology annotation, biological process: cell differentiation.